UUUUUUUUUUUUUGAAAAAAUAAAAAGAAAAAACUUUAAUCAUACGACAAGGAUCGGAGUAUUUAUAAAUGAGUUGCCUCUGAUAAAUAAUGGUGAAUUGAAGCAGUAGUAGUGAGAGUGGCAGAUGUAACACUACUUAUAAAUAAUCUUGUACUACUACUAGUCUACUUUACUGGUAGCAGUAUUUUCAAAACUGAUACAUACAACUCCUACAUUAACAUUAAGAUUAUAAAUCUCAUCUUUUUCAAAAAAAAUGAGUGAUCCAGCUUAUUGCAAUUCCAAUAUCUUCACCAAAUGUUUCAACUUCAUCCCUCUUCAUAAUCACACUACUACUACUACUACUACUGCUGCUACUCAUUCUUCUACUUCUACUAGACCUAUUUCGCUUCCUAAUCCUUAUUUCCUUAACAAUGCUACAACUUCUACUAAUUACCCUCUUCCAUCUUCUAAUUAUUGCAGUAAUAAUAGUGGUUUCGACUUGAAUACUAGUUGUACAACUACUACUGAUACUGAAAUUACCUUCAACAACAACAACAACAACAUAUAUAAUUCUCAUCAUCAAAAAGAGGCACUUCCACUCCUCAACACCCUAAUCGGGCCUUCAACACUUGCCGCUCAUUAUCAUCAUGGAAAUAAUGAGAUGGUGUUAUCCGGGUCCGGCAGUAAGGAUACCGAGAGCCCUAAAUUCUCAACCACUAGUACAACAGACGACGACGAGAGCGUGACGGUGUCACUUCACAUAGGGCUACCUACACAGCCCUCUAGUGUAGAUCAGAAAGAUGAAGAUGCAGAAAUGGGUUCAGAUGCAGAUGAUGAUGGUUCGGUUCCUAAAACAACCCAUCAAGUCCAACAACAAGUCCAAGUUCAAGGAAUACAGUAUUGGAUACCUACCCCUUCUCAGAUACUUAUUGGUCCUACCCAAUUUUCUUGUCCUCUUUGUUCCAAAUCCUUCAACAGGUUUAACAAUCUCCAGAUGCACAUGUGGGGGCAUGGUUCUCAAUACAGAAGAGGGCCAGAAUCACUGAAGGGUGCCCAACCAACACCAAUGCUAAGACUCCCAUGCUAUUGUUGUGCACCUGGAUGCAAGCAUAACAUAGAGCACCCAAGAUCGCGGCCUCUCAAGGAUUUCAGAACAUUGCAAACACACUAUAAAAGGAAGCAUGGCGUGAAACCAUUCACGUGCAGGAAAUGUAGCAAGGCAUUCGCCGUGAAAGGGGACUGGAGAACCCACGAAAAGAACUGUGGAAGGGUUUGGUAUUGCGUUUGUGGCUCCGAUUUUAAGCACAAGAGGUCUUUAAAAGACCAUAUUAAGGCCUUUGGUCAUGGUCAUUUUGCCUUUGGAGUUAAUGGAUUGGAUGAAUGCUUGGAUGAACCUCAUGCUUCCGAUGCUGAUUCUAGCUUAUGAUUGACGUUAUUCAUACAUAUUUACUUGAGUUUUUUUUUUUUUUUUUUUUUCCUGUUUUCUUCUUCAAUCAUUAUUGAUUUUGUGUAGUAUAUGGUGUAAAAUUAUUUGCGUUGUUAUUUCUGGCUUUGUUUACUCUCUAAUUGCUGCAGAUAAUUGCCCUUGAUUUAUUUUCUUAAAAAAAAUGGAAAUCUUGUACUUUUGAAGUUGUGAUGUCCUAACAAUAGAUUUCUGGCCAAUAGCAAAAGUUUAAUGAGGCACAAAUACAUAGUUUGGCAGGGUUACAACACUUGGCAAUGUUAGUUAAGCAACACUCCAUAAUAGAAUAGUAUUCAAGAGCGAGGGAUCUAUCCAUCAUAGGUGCGUUUUUUUUAGUCUACCUUUUUUUUUAACAAUAUGUGCUAUAGGUUAUGGCACGCUUAUCAGCACAAAACAAGUAAAACAUGACAUUAAAGUAGACGUUAAGACAUGAUAAAUAUUAAUUUGGAUUGUCGUUGAUGAGCCAAAAAAUAAUUCUUCAAUUGAUGUUUGGCUGCAAUGCUGCAUGUUAAGUAGAGAAGAGCAAAAAAAUUAAGGUGCCAAAAAUAAAAAUAAUAGUAAAA
This is a messenger RNA of Chenopodium quinoa (quinoa), 2004 nucleotides long. RefSeq names its product zinc finger protein WIP5-like. Gene Ontology annotation, molecular function: DNA-binding transcription factor activity. The coding region runs from base 254 to 1405 and encodes 383 amino acids. Lineage: Eukaryota; Viridiplantae; Streptophyta; Magnoliopsida; Caryophyllales; Amaranthaceae. Gene Ontology annotation, biological process: regulation of gene expression; anatomical structure development. Gene Ontology annotation, cellular component: nucleus. The record is from RefSeq and is a predicted model, not a curated record. The transcript has 2 exons.